Molecule: messenger RNA, 2715 nt
Organism: Closterium sp. Naga37s-1
Lineage: Eukaryota; Viridiplantae; Streptophyta; Zygnematophyceae; Desmidiales; Closteriaceae
Source: the annotation of a GenBank genome assembly
AUGUCUGGAGGUGCUGAGCCUGCGCGUGCUGCGUCUGGAGGUGCUCUAGGCGUCCCACCGCGGCGGGAGCCUCUCUCUCCACAGCAGCUUCGUGAGUGGUACUCUCGGCGCUGUCGGGGUGCUGCUGGAGCUACUGGAGGUACUGCUGGGGCUUCUGGAGGUGCUGCUGGUACUGGUGCUGCUGGAGGUACUGCUGGUGCUGGAGGUGCUGCUGGAGCUUCUGGAGGUGCUGCUGGUGCUGGUGCUGCUGGAGAUGCUGCUGGUGCUGGAGGUGCUGCUCGAGCUUCUGGAGGUGCUGCUGGUGCUGGUGAUGCUAGAGGUGCUGCUGGUACUGGAGGUGCUGCUGGAGCUUCUGGAGGUGCUGCUGGUGCUGGAGCUUCUGGAGGUGCUGCUGGUGCUGGAGCUGCUGGAGGUGGUGCUGGUGCUGGAGCUGCUGGAGGUGCUGCUGGUGCUGGAGCUGCUGGAGGUGCUGCUGGGACUGGAGACCCUGGGGCUGAGGGUACCGGUUCUGUCUCUGCUGUUUCUGGAGGCGCUGUGCGGCCGCGGCCGUACUACGUUCCGCUUCUUCAGCAGGUUCUUGACUCCCCGCCUUCUCCUGGUCCUCCUCCUCCUUUACUGAGUCCACCGCCUGUCCAGUCCCAGUCGAGGUUCCAGCCAGCCUCUCCACUGCCUGGUCCUUCUCCUUACUCUGGACCGACUAGAUGUCUUACGGAGCGUCGUGAGCCUGAGUCUCGUCCUGUGUCGCCUGAGUCUCGUUCUGCGUCGCUUGUCCGUCCUGUUCGCGCUGGUCGUGUUUCGCGUCCGCAUCCUCCUCCUGUCCCUGGCACUCACUCUAUGACUCUGCGUCUUUCCACUGCUCCACAGCGUGUCCCUCUGCCGUCUCCUCCUUCUUCCUCUCUUCCUGCCGGUCCGGACCCUGCGUUUGACUCCCUCCGUGCUGCUAGUCCAGCUGUCACGCGCUUUCUGGCCACUGCUGUCACUGACCCUUUGUUUGAGUCCACUGCUGCGUCUGCUCUUGUUACUGAGCUUGUUGACUUUGCUGCAGCAUGUCGCCUAGACUACACCGCUAGUCUUGUUACUGAGUCUGCGUGUGUGUCUGUCUGUCCUCCGUCCGUCGAGGGUGAGUGUGCUCUUAGCACGGACGUAAUUGAGGACAGACAGGAGGAGUUUGAGUGCUUUGCUGCUUCUGUACCUCAUCUCUGGCAGGCAGCCAUGGACGCCGAGAUGGCUUCCUGGAAGUCCACAGGCACCUACGUCGACGAGGUUCCCCCACCUGGGGCGAACAUCGUCAGUGGCAUGUGGAUCUUCAGGGUGAAGCGGCCGCCGGGUUCUCAGCCAGUCUUCAAGGCGCGUUACGUUGCACGUGGCUUCAGUCAGCGACAGGGAGUUGACUUCUUUCAGACCUUCUCCCCUACCCCGAAGAUGACAACUCUUUGGGUACUGCUGCACGUAGCUGCUCAGCGUGACUACGAGCUCCACUUGCUUGACUUCAGCACAGCCUUCCUACAGGGCAGCCUGCACGAGGAGAUCUGGCUGCGCCGCCCACCUGGCUUCACUGGGUCGUUUCCAGCUGGUACCCAGUGGAGCCUCCGGCGGCCAGUCUACGGUCUCCGCCAGGCACCUUGUGGGUGGCACGACACACUCAAGAUGACUCUUGCUGCUCUUGGUUUUGCUCCUUCCACUUCUGACCCUUCUCUGUUCUUACGCACUGACACUACUCUGCCGCCGUUCUACGUUCUCGUGUACGUAGACGACCUCGUCUUUGCUACUGCUGACACUGAGGCACUUGCCCACGUAAAGUCCGAGCUGCAGAAGAGACACACGUGCACAGACCUGGGUGAGCUCACAAGCUAUCUUGGCUUGCGGAUCACCCGGGACAGAGCACAGCGCACCAUUACCUUGACUCAGUCACACAUGGUGCAGCAGGUCCUUCAGCACUUCGGCUUCACGUACUCCUCGCCACAGUCCUCUCCUCUGCCUACCGGUCACUCGCUCUCAGCUCCACCUUUGGACGAGUCCGUAGAGCCGAGUGGCCCGUAUUCAGAGCUUGUGGGCUGCCUCAUGUACCUGAUGACUUGCACACGACCUGACCUCGCAUACCCUCUCAGCCUUCUGGCUCGCUACGUGGCUCCCGGCAGGCACCGAAAGGUGCACUGGGAUGCUGCGAAGAGGGUGUUGAGAUACUUGUGCAGUACAUCGGGCAUGGGGCUCGUGCUUGGAGGACGGGCUCGAGUUGUCCUCACUGGUCACGCUGACGCCUCCUGGGUUGAAGACUUGGCUACGCAGCGGUCGUCACAGGGUUACACCUUCAGUCUUGGCUCCGGUUCUGUCUCUUGGCGGUCUACCCGCUCUUCUUCUGUUCUCAGCUCGAGUUGUGAGGCUGAGAUCUACGCUGGGGCUAUGGCUGCACAGGAGCUAUGCUGGCUCACCUACCUGCUGACCGACUUGGGAGAGGCGCCUCGUUCUCCUCCAGUUCUGUACGUCGACAACAAGGCCAUGCUGGCCUUGUGUCAGGAGCACAGAACGAAGCACAUUGCUCUGCGCUACUUCCUUGCUCGAGAGUUGCAGCAGCGUGGCCAGCUUCGUCUUGCUUACGUGGCCUCACAGGCCAACACUGCUGAUGUUUUCACCAAGGCACUUCAGCCUUGUGAUCAUCAGCGUUUCUGUACUGUGUUAGGCCUUGUACCUACUGUGCCUCACUUGCUGACUUCUUGA